GCGACUGGCUCCAGCACGUUUGUCGACGAGCUGAUUCGCCUCCGAGACCCAACGCCUCUGGAUGUAUGUGUCAUCAGUUCCAAUUGCGCGGAGAUGGUCGACGACGAUUCAGACUGGGACGAGGAGGCAUUCGAGCGCGUGGCACCAUGGAUCCAGUAUGUUAACUCGUGUGAAGUUCGGGAUCUUACGGUUGAUUUUCCUUUGCGGGUAACCAACGUUACCCUCAUCUCCUCGCACUUGAAGAGGUUGGAGUUCUACAACAUGCGGUUUGAGGGAAGCUCUCUGGAUCUUUCGAGCUGUCAGCUGCUAGAGGUGUUAAAGAUGGAUCUUUGCGAUAUCUUUGCUGAUAUUUUUUCCCUAUCAUUAAAAUAUCUUGACAUCGGCUCAGGCUUUGACUGGGAUAACCGGACAUACAUUUUAGCGCCAAAUCUCGCUGGUCUUCGAAUAUCUGUGAAUAGCGGUUUCACUCCUUUUAUUAAUAUGAUGCCAUCACUAGUAAACGCAUCUGCUACACUUGGAGAAGGGUGCGCGGACUAUUGUGGCUGUGGUAAUCUAUCGUGUGAGGGGUGUCCUGGUGAAGCCGGUGAUGUUGACCUGUCAAUUGUUCUUGAAGGUUUGUGUCGUGCAACGAAUUUGGAGUUGGUAAUUUAUGACCCUGCUUUGUUUAUUUUCAGGAAGGAUCUUAAAUGGUGCCCUAUGUUUAGCAAGCUAAAAACAUUGUUGCUCAAUGAAUGGUGCCUGGUUGAUCGCUUCAAGGGAUUGGUUUAUUUUCUCCAGCACUCACCAAUUCUAGAGACGCUUACUAUUGAACUUCAGUUUCAACUUCAUCAGAAAGAAUUUCUGACCGAAAAUAGUGAAAGCUACCAUAAACCAAGGGAACAUUUGUUGCUGUCAAAGCAUCUCAAGGUAGUUACAAUCUCAUGCGAAACAAGGGAAGAUGUAGAGAUUCCCCAUAUUUUGAAGAUCCUUGGUGCCCAUGGAGUACCUUCUAGGAAAAUUGUCAUCCAAAGUGAAGAUGAAGAAGACUAACAUCCAGUGGAACUUAUUAAUGUUGCUCGACAGGUCCCAUAUCGAGCUUUAGGUCUUCAGUUCAGCUUGGUCUCAGUUGCCGCGAUCUGUCCACUAGUGUUCUGUUCAGAUGAACUCGUCUUUAGUUUGCUGCCUGGAUGCAGGCGGAACAUGCUAAAUGCCAUGUAGUUGUAGUGCACUUUUCUGAACUCUGUCACGCCUGAACUGUUUUCCCAGUGAAGGCUUAUGUUUUGGUAAGAAGAUGUACCGUGGAUCUGUUAGUGACCAAUGUUGUUUCAGGAUUGUGCCAACUAGCACAUUGCCCGUGCUUCUACGGGAUCGGAAUAAUAAGAACACAAAACUAAUAAUACCAUCACAAACCUAAAUGUAUGGAUUUUUUGAAAACAUUA
Messenger RNA from Lolium rigidum, 1418 nucleotides. RefSeq lists its product as uncharacterized. The record is from RefSeq and is a predicted model, not a curated record. NCBI's taxonomy places the organism in Eukaryota, Viridiplantae, Streptophyta, Magnoliopsida, Poales, Poaceae. The transcript has 4 exons. Bases 94 to 1029 code for a protein of 311 amino acids.